AUGAGCGCUUCCUCAGCUGCUGCCACCAAAGCUUCUCGCUCUUGGUCUGUUAGUGAGGAUUCACUGAGGAGGUAUGUAUCUUAUGCAAGCGAGAGCUGCAUUCAGGAGCUGCUAUCUGCCUCAGACUCGAGCCGACCUGGAUAUGAAGAUGGAUGGAAAGUGUUGGCAUUUGAGAACGGUGUCGAGAUAUCAAAGCGGUGCUCGGGCUCACUGCAUGUCUUCCGUAGCAGGUGGCUGCUCCGUCCGGUCUCGCCGCAGCAGUUCAUCACCGUCGCCAACGCCAUUGACGCUGCUAAGCAAUGGGAUCCUGAUCUAGUGGAGGCUAAAUACAUAAAGGACCUUAACGAUAACCUCAGCAUUAUUUGCCUCAGGUUUGGCGAUGCCUCAAAGCCACUCUUCAAGAACAGAGAAUUUAUAGUCUACGAACGACGUGAGACGAUGGAUGAUGGAACUCUUGUGGUUGCUGUGGCAUCUCUACCGAAGGAGAUCGCUGCAGGGUUGCAGCCUAAGAAGAACAAUGCAAUUCGAGGGCUGUUGCUGCAGUCUGGAUGGGUGGUUGAGAAGCUUGAGGAUGACUCCUGCAUGGUGACCUACGUCGUUCAGUUAGAUCCGGCUGGAUGGUUGCCCAAAUGUUUUGUGAAUAGACUCAAUACGAAGCUGGUCAUGAGCACUGAAAAUCUUAAGAUGCUAGCACAAACUUGUCCCAUGAGUGGUGCGAUUUGAAUGCUUUACUAGAGAAAAAAAAAGAGGAGUAUAAAAGUAAUAUAUAUGAGUAAUCAAAUAUAUAUAUGAGACCGUCAUGGAAAAUAACCUAUUUCUUCAACUUGGACUCUUCUUUU
This is a messenger RNA of Phoenix dactylifera (date palm), 839 nucleotides long. RefSeq lists its product as uncharacterized. NCBI's taxonomy places the organism in Eukaryota, Viridiplantae, Streptophyta, Magnoliopsida, Arecales, Arecaceae. Gene Ontology annotation, molecular function: lipid binding. The record is from RefSeq and is a predicted model, not a curated record.